AACAGCUAUAAACCCUAGUCAUGUAAUGGGGCGCAAACGUGAUUUCCAAAUGGACACGUGUCAGCAGCUUAAUACCUGAGCCUUUUCUCUCGCCGUGAAAUAACAGGAACGAGAAUUUCGCAAACUUCUCCCAUUUUUUCACUUUUCCUCUUCUUCUUCUUCUUCUUCGUUCACUGUUUUAUCUAUAAAACCCUUUUUCUUCUACAAUUUCAAACCCAAAAAAACAGAGAGAGAUAUGGAACAGAGUAGUAGCGAUUGGUUAGAAAGUGAAAUUGAAAGUGCUGAAAUUCUUGCUAACUUGCAUCACACUUUCUCUUUGUUCAGUCAUGUACCAUACUCAUGGAGGUGUAGAAAGAAGAGAUCUGCAAUUCGUAAUACACCUCCUUCUAAUGGCGGCGCCACCACCACCGUUGUUCCUCCACCUCCUCCUUCUGACACCGUUAAAGUCAAAGCUUCAAGUCCAACAACCCCUCAUUCGUUUCCAGCCACUGAAUCAGAUGACAAGAUUAAACAUUCGGAAAGAAGAACUUCUCUCAAAAGGAAGAAAGAGUAUUAUCUUAAUGUUAUUGAAGAUUUGACCAAAACUAAACACUCUAUCAAUCAAGAGAUUGCAAAAGUGAAAUGUGAUUAUGAACAAUUGAAGUUACUCAAUUCCAAAUUGAAAGCAAAGGGGGAAGAGCUAAAUAUUAAUGGUCCCAAAGGUGAAUACAGAAACCCCAAUUUAGAAAUUAAUAACCCAAUGAAAUUGAAUGAUAUCAUCAAAAAUUCAGUCAAUACUUCCAAUUCCACUACUCAAAAUACAGAGCAAAAGAAGCAAAUGCCCAAUCAUGAUGCCAAAAAAUUUGGGCCGGGUUCAACGACGUCGUUUGGAGUGGCAUCCUCAUCAUCUUCAUUGGGCCGAAAGAUCGAUAAUAUGGGCCCAUUAUCAAUUCCUGAUUUGAACUUAUCAUUUGAAGCAAAUAUAGAUUUGAGUAAAGUAAGAGCAGCUCAAGCAAGACAGAGAAGGAUUCAGAUUUUGAGGCUCAAGAAACCUGUGGGAAAUAAUGCUAAACAACACCAAUCUUCUAGAUAGCACUGACAUACCCGAGGUGUUACAAAGCAAACAACUUUGUUUUAGGGUUUUUUCUUAAAUCUGUCUAGGAGAAUUAUAUAUGGAUAUUCAAUAUAAAUAUUUCUUGAUUAGAAAAUUCUUGGGACGUUGGACCGAGAUUGCAAUAUAUAUACUACAUUAGCAAACCGGUUGGAUCUUGGUCAAUAAAAUAAUUUUGGAAAUAAUACAUCUGUUUAUUUGUUUAGUAAUGUUGGGAUUUCUAGCUUUGUGAAUAAUGAUUUAUUUUUACAAAAAAAUAAACUGUUGAUUUAUACAUAUUGAUAAUUUGUUUGUUUAUUGUUAAAAAAACUUAUUUGAGUUUGUUAUUAAUAUAUGAAUGGAUUAAAUACACGUUGGCAAGAAUUACGCCUCGGUUAUUCACCUAGAGGUAAUUAAAAUAAUUUAGAUAAAAUUUAUUGUUUAACUAAAAAAUAAAAAUAAUUGUUAUAACGAUGGAGUGACACCUAAAUUUAAUG
Messenger RNA from Vicia villosa (hairy vetch), 1566 nucleotides. RefSeq lists its product as uncharacterized. NCBI's taxonomy places the organism in Eukaryota, Viridiplantae, Streptophyta, Magnoliopsida, Fabales, Fabaceae. Bases 236 to 1072 code for a protein of 278 amino acids. The record is from RefSeq and is a predicted model, not a curated record. The transcript has 4 exons.